Drosophila ficusphila is the source of this 671-nucleotide messenger RNA. RefSeq names its product ATP synthase subunit b, mitochondrial. The record is from RefSeq and is a predicted model, not a curated record. Lineage: Eukaryota; Metazoa; Arthropoda; Insecta; Diptera; Drosophilidae. Bases 120 to 593 code for a protein of 157 amino acids. The transcript is spliced from 3 exons.
GGCAAGCCAUUCCUAAGCUAUCAAUCGUAAAACUAAUAUUCUAGAACUCAUAAUUGCAUCACUACACUACAAUUUCAGAGAAAGUUAAGUAACACAAAUUCGUUUUAGUUAUCCGAAUAAUGUUGUCAAGAUCAGCCCUUCGUCCUUUGACCUUAGCCAGCUUUCGCUCGGUCGCCACCAAUGCAGCUAAAGGAGCCCUCAAAAUCAAAGGGCAAGGACAUCUUUGCAAAACUCAACUGGGAACCCCACCAGAGGAGUGGGUCAAAGGACCAAUUGGCGUGGGCAUUAUAACAUAUUUGUGCUCCGGGGACUUCUGUGCCUUGAGGCACGAGCAAAGCGGUUUGACUUUUGGAAUUAUGGAAGACGGAUAUAGCACUGGACUAACCAUUGGUGUUAUAACCGCUUUCGCUCUGAUAAAACUUGUUCCCGUAAUAGCCAAGUGGACUGAUGGCGAGAUCAAGAAAAUCGAAUCUGGCAUCAAGGGGAGUAGCAUGAAAAAACUAAAGGUAAUGUCUAUUUCGUCUUCGAAGGAGAUGCAGACUCUCACCAGGCAAAACUUGGAUCGGAGUUCUCUGCGUGAAAAAUCCUACUAAAUGCUUUAAUUUUCGUAUUUAAAAAAAAACACAUAUAAAUCUGUAAAAAAAUAAAUUAAAAAUAUCGUGUGAAAAAAA